AUGGCGCCCUCACAGAAAGCCCGGCAUGGAUACGAAGCAUCACGAAACACCAAAUGGAAACUGGCAGCUGACAUUGAUCUUUUCUCUGUCCCCUGGGACUACUUUGUGUGUGUUGUUGUUACCUCGCAGACAUCAGACAAGGGGUGUCCUGUUAAAAACCGUGAGGUUCUUUCUUGCAGUGCAGGAGGUUUUAAGUUUCUGUCUGGGAAGCAAAAACAAAACAAGAAGAAGAAGAAAAAAGUGCUGAGUGGCCUGAUCAUCCAGCGGAGCCCUAACCAGGCCAGACGUGCUUUUGUUGUGAAGAAACACGCCACUCAGGUGGUGACCUCAUUGCAGUUUAGUACACUUUCACUAAUUCCACUUCUGCUUUCUGAUCCUCCCUUUGCUUCAGCUCCUCCGGCUCCCCUGUCGAAGCGACCCAACGGGGUACUUCAGCCGUGGCCCAUCCACUCCCACCCUGUGGAGCGCACCCCCAGGUCUAACCUUCCUCCUCCUGCUCCUCCUCCUCUCCUGCCUUUAUUCCACACCCGUCACGCCGAAGAGAGCGCUGACCGUCCUCAUCUGGUCACGAUUGUUCAACCCUGUGGUCAAAGUGAGCUACGAAAGGUCACCGUGCUGUUGAACCGAAGGGGCGUUGUCUCCUUUGAGCAGCUGCUAUUGGACAUCUCAGAGGCAUUGGGGUUUCCUCGCUGGCAUAGAGGAAGAGUCGCACGUCUGUACACUGCACACGCGCGCGAGGUCAAAGGUGUGUGUGAUUUCUUCUGUGGCGAGGUGGCCUUCCUGGCACUCAGUAAGACUCGUCCUGAGCUGAGCAGUGUGGAGGAAGCUUUGGAGGAACUGUUUCCAGAGCAUUCACACUACCGUGCUAGCGCGCUCCGAUCCUGGGAGAAGAAACUCCGCCCGGUACCAAAUAAAGCCGCCAAAGCAGACAGCGGUUACAGCGAGGGUACGGAGGGCGGCGGCGCUAAACAAGACACGUGCCCUUCUGACCCUCGUGUGUCAGAGCAAACGGACACACGCCAGCAGGAAAACUCGCAGAAGUUUCACAAAAGGAAUUCUUGCCGAAAACUCGCCCAACUUCCCAACAACCUGCAGAAACUGCGUGUGAGAGGUGGAGUCAGAGAGAGGAAACUGUCCGUCGUUGGUCCGUUUAAACACGAUGGCGGCCUUGGGGACGCAGACGUACCGUCUCCCGUGCUGUGUGAAAAGUGCUCAGCGAGAAGAGAGAGGCAUCCAGAAGCGAUUGGUACCCUAUCAGGACGGGUUCCACUGCCGCCCGUGUUGAAGAAACAAAAAGAAAGGUCACGUGUAGAGCAGGAAGCCAAAACCCCUUCGCUUCCUCGACCAAUCAGCCGAGACGAGGAGAAGAGUUUGAUGCAGUUAGAGCCUCGGAGUCCAGCUGCCACCUCCGCCCUGCCAUCAAACAGCAGCAAUCUCACCCCGUCAGACGUUGAGCGCUGCUACGAAAUCGGACGCGUGAUCGGAGACGGGAACUUUGCCGAGGUGCGAGAGUGCCGCCGUCGCCACGACGACCAGAUUCUCGCCGUGAAGAUCGUCGAGCGCUCCAAACUGACUGGUCGGGAGCACAUGAUGCAGAACGAGCUGAGCCUUCUGGGAAGCCUUUGUCACCCUCGUGUAGUGCAGCUGUUGGCGCACCAUCACACCCAAACGCACUCCUACCUGGUGAUGGAGCUGGUGGGUGGCGGGGAUCUGUUCGAGGCCAUCAGCGACAGGGGAAGGUUCUCGGAGGCCGAGGCGGGGCUGAUGGUGUUGGACGUGAGCGACGCACUGAGUUACAUCCACAGCAAGAGCAUCGUCCACAGAGACCUCAAACCAGAAAACCUGCUGAUAGAGAAAGUUACUGCUGGCGUCUGUCGACUGAAGUUGGGGGACUUUGGUCUCGCCAUGGUUGUAACCGAACCGGUCUUCACCAUAUGUGGCACACCGACCUACGUAGCUCCAGAAAUCCUCCGUGAGACAGGUUACGGUGUGGCGGUGGAUGUUUGGGCCCUGGGUGUCAUUCUUUACAUCCUGCUGUGUGGCUUCGCUCCGUUUCGCAGUCGGGAUCGGGACCAGGAGGAGCUCUUCAAGCUAAUCAAACAAGCUCAGCUUCACUUUCCAUCCCCUUUCUGGGACUCCGCCUCAGAAGGAGCUAAAGGCCUCGUUAGAUCUCUGCUUCAGUCGGACCCCGCGGCGAGGCUGACAGCAGAGCAGACUCUCCAGCAUACGUGGGUGAAAGCGAUGGCUUCAGCGAGCAAGCAGAGGGCGCCCACCGGCAAAAGUCAGAGGGGGGUCCAGACAAGUGCAGCAGAAUCGCUGACAGACCAGACAGCAGGCAGCAAAAUCACUCUCAGGAGAUGCGGUGAGCUCACAGCGAGAGGACAAGAGGAGGCGAAACCUGCACUGCUGCAGCGACAAGAAACAAGCACAACCGAAGAGAAAGCACCUUUAGAUGUCUCGUGUUGUCCAGAGAAACCAAAAUCUGGAGAGCUACAUGAAACAGGAGAUCCAGACCCCACUGAUCUAACUCAGCUUGGCUCAACCACCACCCAAACCGAGUCUUCUUCUCGAAUCAGAACACACCGAUGAGGAGCAGCCACCUCCAGGCUCUCCACCUUCAGCAGCAGCAAACCCCGUCACAGCGACUCAGUCUCUCCUCAGCAACACAAACACAGCAGCCGUCCUCCAUCCAGCGAACUAAAUCAGCCAUUCAUGCUUAGAUCCGUCAGCAGACAUGAACUGAAUCUGGUCAUUAGAUGAGUGACGAGUCCGAUUCAUCCUAAUAAUUUAAUAAUUAUUUUGUCUUCUAAUCAAAAAUGAAUCGUUAGAUAUUGUGUAAUCGUCCAUCCAUCCAUCUUCUGAACCCGCUUU
Nothobranchius furzeri (turquoise killifish) is the source of this 2871-nucleotide messenger RNA. The record is from RefSeq and is a predicted model, not a curated record. NCBI's taxonomy places the organism in Eukaryota, Metazoa, Chordata, Actinopteri, Cyprinodontiformes, Nothobranchiidae.